Messenger RNA from Spirodela intermedia, 589 nucleotides. The record is from the annotation of a GenBank genome assembly. NCBI's taxonomy places the organism in Eukaryota, Viridiplantae, Streptophyta, Magnoliopsida, Alismatales, Araceae.
AUGGAGGGCGCGGAGGAGCGGCUCGUCAGGUCGGCCUCCGAGGAGGUCUCCCGGCAGUUCAAGGCUCUCGUCGACGCCGGCGACGUUGACUCCCUCAAGCAGCUGCAGCAUCUCAUGUACGUACGGCUCUCCCUCCCUCCCUCUCCUCGCUACCCGAUUCACAAACCCUAGAUCGCGGCCGCCGCCGGAGACGCCGUUGACUUUCUCCUCUUCGGGUGGCGGCAGACUGGGGAGGCUGCAAGAUUGCAACGCGGUGCUGUCCCACUUCAACGAGUGCUCCGAGCGAUGCUACGCGGAGGUCAGCGGCGACUUCUCGAGGAGCACGCGGCUCUUAAAGUCCAUGAAAGCCGACCUCGACCACAUCUUCGUCAAGCUGAGGUCGGUCCGGCGGACCGACCCCUCUGCAUGUUUUCUUCGCUCUUAUCUACCUGACCAUCCAGAUCGGCGGUGCAGAGGCAUGAAGGCGAGGCUGCAGGCGACCUACCCAGACGCGUUCCCGGGGUCUUCCGACCCGGAGGGGUUUCUCGACCGAAGGCCCGAUCUCGAGAGCCCUCUCCACCCGGCAGAAGAUCCCCGCCAUCAUCUGUAA